Coregonus clupeaformis (lake whitefish) is the source of this 2653-nucleotide messenger RNA. RefSeq names its product histone acetyltransferase KAT2B. The transcript is spliced from 18 exons. Lineage: Eukaryota; Metazoa; Chordata; Actinopteri; Salmoniformes; Salmonidae. Gene Ontology annotation, cellular component: nucleus; histone acetyltransferase complex. Gene Ontology annotation, biological process: positive regulation of transcription by RNA polymerase II; chromatin remodeling. The record is from RefSeq and is a predicted model, not a curated record. Gene Ontology annotation, molecular function: protein binding; histone H3 acetyltransferase activity. Bases 117 to 2501 code for a protein of 794 amino acids.
UUGAGCUAUUACAAAAAAACGGAUCAGCGCCAUGUCUGAUUCUCCAGUUGUGGAAUAGAGAACAGGACACCUAAACAAUUUAAUUCCAGGGUCGGGGAUCCCGUUCGGUCUCGAGGAUGUCCGGGAGCGCAGGGAUUCAGCAGGGCUCCCCGGCCAUCGGUGCAGCGGGAUCGGCGCCUGCGGCUCCGGGAGCCGGGGGAACGGAGGGUUCGGGCGCCACGGUAGGUUCGGCACGAAUCGCCGUGAAGAAGGCGCAGCUCCGCUCCUCCCCGCGCCCGAAAAAACUGGAGAAGCUCGGAGUUUAUUCAUCUUGCAAGGCUGAGGGGGCCUGUAAGUGUAACAGCUGGAAGAGCCAGAACCCCCCUCCCACACCACCCAGUACGGACCAGCAGCCCAACACUGUCAACCUUCAGGAGCCCUGCCGUAGCUGCUCUCACACACUGGGUGAUCAUGUGACCCACCUGGAGAACGUCUCAGAGGAGGAGAUGAACAGGCUUCUGGGUAUUGCCCUGGACGUGGAGUAUCUGAACACAUGUGUCCACAAAGAGGAGGACGCUGACACCAAACAAGUCUACUUCUCCCUCUUCAAGCUGUUGAGGAAAUGCAUCCUACAGAUGGGCAAACCUGUGGUGGAGGCACAGGAGAGUCCUCCGUUUGAGAAACCUAGCAUCGAACAGGGGGUGAAUAACUUUGUCCAGUACAAGUUCAGCCAUCUUCCCUCCAAGGAGCGUCAGACCAUCGUGGAGCUGGCCAAGAUGUUCCUCAACCAGAUCAACUACUGGCAGCUGGAGACACCCUCACAGAGACGACAGCGGGCGCCUGCUGAUGAUGCCGCCGGGUACAAAGUCAACUACACCAGAUGGCUGUGCUACUGCAACGUCCCCCAGUUCUGUGACAGUCUGCCGCGGUACGAGACGACCCAGAUCUUUGGUCGGACCCUGCUGCGCUCCGUCUUCACUGUAAUGAGGAAACAGCUGCUAGAGCAGGCCAGGCAGGAGAAGGAUAAGCUACCCCCAGAGAAACGCACUCUCAUCCUCACACACUUCCCCAAAUUCCUGUCCAUGUUAGAGGAGGAGGUGUACAGUCACAGCUCUCCCAUCUGGAGUGAAGACUUCCUGGCUGGAUCCUCAGGAGGACCGAUCCCCAUCCAUACAGUGAUCAGUGCGCCCCCGGUGGCCAGGCCUCUGUACUACAGCACCAGCCCAGUAGCAGUGGACCCAUCCAGCUGUGGCAGUGUCAGUCCUGCCAGGAAGACCGCCUCUGCUCUGGAACCCAGUCCAGGUGGGCAGAAGCGGAAGCCAUCAGAGCCCCUCCCCCAUGAGGAGACUAAGAAGCUCAGGAUUGUUGGGGACAUCCCCAUGGAACUCAUCAACGAAGUCAUGGCAACCAUCACCGACCCUGCCUCCAUGCUGGGACCAGAGACCAGUCUGCUGUCGGCCCACUCAGCCCGUGAUGAGGCGGCCCGCCUGGAGGAGAGGAGGGGGGUGAUAGAGUUCCAUGUCAUUGGGAACUCCCUCAACCAGAAGCCCAACAAGAGGAUCCUCAUGUGGCUGGUGGGCCUCCAGAAUGUCUUCUCUCACCAGCUGCCUCGCAUGCCCAAAGAGUACAUCACACGCCUCGUCUUCGACCCGAAGCACAAGACUCUGUCGCUGAUCAAAGAUGGCCGUGUGAUCGGAGGGAUCUGCUUCCGGAUGUUCCCCUCGCAGGGCUUCACAGAGAUCGUGUUCUGUGCCGUCACCUCCAACGAGCAGGUCAAGGGAUACGGCACUCACCUGAUGAACCAUCUGAAGGAGUACCACAUCAAGCAUGACAUCCUCAACUUCCUCACCUACGCAGACGAGUACGCCAUUGGCUACUUCAAAAAGCAGGGCUUCUCUAAAGACAUCAAGGUUCCCAAGGCCAAGUAUCUGGGCUACAUCAAAGACUAUGAGGGAGCGACGCUGAUGGGCUGUGAGCUCAACCCCAGCAUCCCUUACACUGAGUUUUCUGUCAUUAUCAAGAAGCAGAAGGAGAUCAUAAAGAAACUGAUAGAGAGAAAGCAGGCUCAGAUCAGAAAGGUCUACCCAGGACUUUCCUGUUUUAAGGAAGGAGUUCGACAGAUUCCCAUCGAGAGCAUUCCUGGAAUACGAGAAACUGGAUGGAAACCGGUGGGCAAAGGGAAAGAGCUGAAGGAUCCAGAUCAGCUGUACAGCACCCUGAAGACCAUCCUACAACACGUUAAGAGUCACCAGAAUGCCUGGCCGUUCAUGGAACCAGUGAAGAAGACUGAGGCUCCUGGCUACUACCAAGUCAUCCGCUUCCCCAUGGACCUGAAGACGAUGUCGGAGCGUCUGAAGAGCAGGUACUACACCACGCGGAAGCUCUUCAUGGCCGACAUGCAGCGCAUCUUCACCAACUGUCGCGAGUACAAUCCGCCAGAGAGCGAGUACUACAAGUGUGCCAACCUGCUAGAGAAGUUCUUCUACACCAAGAUCAAGGAGGCAGGCCUCAUUGAGAAGUGAAGAGAUGGGAGGGGCUUCAAGGGAAAUGGGAGGGGCUUCAAGAAAGAGGGAGCAAUGGCUUAAGUCUAAUGAUUUCAAAAGGUACCAGUCAAAAGUUUGGACACACCUACUCAUUCCAGGGUUUUUCUUUAUUUUUACUAUUUUCUACAUUG